AUGGAUCACAAGCGCAAGUCGUCCGCCGCAAAUGGCGCGACCGAAGGUGCUGAUGAGCGCGCCGCAAAGCGCCUCAGAUUGUCACAGAAAUACAAUCUCAGUAAGCAAGAGACUGUCGAGUCUACCACCGAACAUGGCCUAUUCUUCCUGGAGCAGAUCCGCCAGACCAAAGAUAAGAAUGGCCGGCUCGUGGCAGGAUACUUCGAAAAGCUCCCCUCAAAAGAGAGCACCCCCGAAUACUACAAGAAGACGCGCAUGCCGAUCUCGCUGUCCAUGAUUGAACGGAAGCUCAAAAAGGGAGACUUUUCUACCCUGACCGAGCUCGAGAGCUACUUCAAGCGCAUGGUGACCAACGCGAAAGAGUUCUAUCCUCGCAACACCCAAAUCUUCGACGAUGCCGAGAGGGUUCGAAAGGCCCUCAGCAACUACAUGACCAAGACGAACCCUGCAUACAACGGUGGCAACUACAGUGCCGUGCCGACGCCUCUGCCUGCCUCCGGUGUUGUAGACGAAGUUGAGGAGGAAGACGAAGACGACGCGACCCCUGCCAAGACGGGCCGCCGUAAGUCCCAGGGAAAUGCGAAGCCUGCGGAAAAGCAGCCCGAGGUUGACGAAGGCGAUGAGGACGAAGACGAAGAUGCCGAGGAAGAUGAAGAUGAAGAGGAUGAAGACGAAGACGACGACGCAGAGGGAGAAGAAGACGAUGAUGAGGAGGCGAGCCAGUCCUCAAAGCGCGCCGCAAUAAUCAUCCGUCGCAGAGGCCCUGGUAGACCUCCUAAGGGAGUGACGCCGCGCAAGUCCAAGGGUCGUACUAGCACACCCAGUCGUCCUGACUGCGAGUACGAGGACGUCCCGUACAAGGGUCUCACCUUCCAGGCCGCGCAGGAGAAGAUUGUGGAAGAGAUGCUGCGCAAGCGAGAAGACGAGCCCGAGGCGUACUUCGAGCCUUUUGUAAAUCUACCUCCCCGUGCCCUCAAGGACUAUUAUCGGGUCAUCAAGGAGCCCAUCUCAAUCAAAAAGCUCCAGAAAUCUGUCAAGGGAGUCAAGGGACGAAAUGAAGCCACGGGUACCAGCGAGUUCAAGAACUGGGCUGCGUUCGAGGAGAGCGCUAGCCUCCUUUGGAAGAACGCUUGCUUCUACAAUGAAGAGGGAAGUGAGAUUUACGAGUUAGCCCAGGAAUUGAAGGAAUUCUUCCUGGAUGAGCUGAAGCAGGCCAAAGCAGUUGUCCCAGAGCCAUCACAGCCAAAGAUCAAGUUGAAGGUACAGCAACCUGCGGCAGAGCAGCCUACUACGUCCAAGAAGAUUACAAUCCAUGUGGGAGGCAAAAGCGAUUCGGCGGACUCACCGGCGCCUCCUGUUCCUCAGUCUGCAGGCUCUCAAGCAAGCGAGCAGAUCGCCCCGAAUGGCACCACGCGUCAAGCUGCUAACCCUAUCAUGCCAGCUGCGAUGGACAGAAUUCGAAGCACUUCGGCGGCCUCUCCCAGUCCUUCAGUUGCUAACACUAUCAAGCGAGAAGAUGUUAUGCGCCCUUCUCCUGCCGGUACGCCCGGUCACGCGAGUACACCGUCGGCUUUUCCACCUCCUGGCCAACCCGCAGGACUGUCCAGUGCAACUUUCCAGCCUAUCGGUGCUCCGCAGCAACAGGUGCAGCCGAACGGGGUUCAGCAACCUAGCAAGCCUCUCUGGGACCAGAGACUUCGCGCGCCUGGCAAAGGCAUUGCGGAUGCCCUCAUCUCUAGCCUCAAGGUCCAGACUCAUCCGAUGAUCAAUCAUGAUCGUCGGUUUGAAGUUACCGUCAAACCUCUCGAGAAGGUGUCCCAACAGUCGGUUACGGUUCAUAUGCCUGCCAAUCAGCUGAGGAUUCAGAUCGUCCCGACCUUGCCUGCCUUCUUAGAGAAGGAGGGACGCCAGUACAGACUCUGGGUGAUCAUCAACCGGCAUACACUCACUCCGGUUCAUGGAGUUCCAGGUCAAGUGCUUUCAACCGGCGAAAGGGUAUUCGAGGCCCAGCUCCAGGCUGGUAUUGUCAACACCAUCGAGGUCCACGUUGUUGCAGCAUUGCCCAAGGGCCAGAAAUUGCCGAGUGGUGAAGACUUUGAAGUGGAGCAAAUGACGGUGCUCGCCAACGUCGUGAGAAACUAG
This is a messenger RNA of Colletotrichum siamense, 2142 nucleotides long. It is a transcript of the gene rsc4, whose product is annotated as Chromatin structure-remodeling complex subunit rsc4. Bases 1 to 2142 code for a protein of 713 amino acids. Gene Ontology annotation, molecular function: protein binding. The record is from RefSeq and is a predicted model, not a curated record. Lineage: Eukaryota; Fungi; Ascomycota; Sordariomycetes; Glomerellales; Glomerellaceae. Gene Ontology annotation, cellular component: RSC-type complex. Gene Ontology annotation, biological process: chromatin remodeling. The transcript is spliced from 6 exons.